AUGGAAAUAAACUCAGGCGAAUUAACAAAAACUGUCUAUACUUUAAUAAAAAGAAAUAAAUAUUUAGAAGCAAUUAAUGUGAUAUUAUCUGUACCUGGUGCUGAUGUUACACGAGCUGGAUUGUCAUUGCUUGGUCAUUGUUACUUCUAUACACAAGAUUUUCAAAGUGCUGCAAAUUGCUAUGAACAAUUAACUGUUACAUAUCCAGAUAUAUCCGAAUAUAAAUUAUACCAAGCGCAAUCGUUAUAUCAAGCAAGUCUAUAUGAGAAAGCGUUAAAAAUUGCUAAUGAAAUUAAUCAUCCAGAUUAUCAGAACGAGGUGAUUAAAUUAAAAGCCGCUAUUAAAUAUGGUGAAGAGGAUUUAAUAACAGCUAAAAAUUUCGUUGAUACUUGCCCCAAAGAUGAUCCCGAUACAGAAAUUAAUUUAGGCUGUCUAUUGUAUAAGGAAGGUCGAUAUGAAGAAGCAUUAUAUAAGUUUAUGCAAUCAUUACAAAUAACUGGAUUCAAACCACAACUACUAUAUAAUAUUGCUUUGUGCCAGUUUAGAUUAAAGGAUUACGACGAAGCAAAAAAAUAUAUUGGUGAUAUUAUUGAUCAUGGUAUAAGGCUUCACCCAGAAUUAAGUGUUGGUACAGUGACAGAAGGAAUUGAUUCACAUUCAGUUGGGAAUACAUUAUCACUACAUCAAACCGCUCUGAUUGAAGCAUUCAAUUUAAAAGCAGCAAUUGAAUUUCAAAAUGAAAACGAAAAUGCGGCACGUGAGGCAUUAACGGAUAUGCCACCCAGAAAUGAACCAGAAUUAGAUGCUGUAACAUUACAUAAUCAAGCAAUAUUAAGUGUAUCAUUAAAUGAUGGUAGCAAAGGUUUAGUAAUAAAUCCAACACCAGCUGCUACCGGUAAUAUUGAAGAAGCAUUUGAAAAAUUACAAUUUUUACUUCAACAAGAUUUAUUUCCGGCUGAAACAUUUUAUAAUUUACUUUUGUUGUAUUGUCGAACUGAUCGACAUGAAAUUGCUGCAGAUAUUUUAGCAGAAAAUACAGAGCUUACAUAUAAAUAUUUAACUCCGUUUAUGUUUGAAUAUUUGGAUGCGAUUAUAACCCGAGAAACUAGUGGUACGGAAUCUUAUUUAAAACUAGAUACGAUGAGCGGACGUUUAACGGAAGCAUUACGAAAAUUGACAAGAACUGUUCAAGAAGCGCGUGAACGUCAAGAUACACAAGCUGUUCGCAAUGCAGUUUUGGAGUAUGAUGAAACAUUGUCAAGAUUUAUUCCAGUUUUAAUGGCACAAGCGAAAAUUUAUUGGGAUUUAGGUGAAUAUGAAAAAGUUGAAAAGCUUUUUCAAAAGAGUGCAGAAUUUUGUAAUGAUCAUGAAGUGUGGAAAUUAAAUGUGGCACAUACUUUAUUUAUGCAAGGGAAUAAAUAUAAAGAGGCGGCAUCAUUUUAUGAACCACUUAUUCGAACACAUUAUGGAAAUAUUUUAUCUGUAAGUGCUAUAGCUUUAGCAAAUCUAUGUGUAUGUUACAUAAUGACGUCGCAAAAUGAAGAAGCUGAAGAAUUAAUGCGUAAAAUCGAACGCGAAGAAGAACAAUUAUUAUUUGAGGAUCCAAACCAAAAAUCUCACCAUUUGUGUAUUGUUAAUAUUGUGAUUGGUACUCUAUAUUGCGCAAAAGGAAAUUAUGAAUUUGGGAUAUCACGAGUAAUUAAAUCCCUAGAGCCACAGAAUAAUAAAUUAAGUGCAGACACAUGGAAUUACGUAAAACGGUGUCUUUUAAGUAUGGCAGAAAAUCUAGCAAUGCAUACAUUAGUAUUACGUGAUGCCGUUUUAUUGGAAUGUAUGCAUUUUUUGGAAAUGUGUGAAGUUUAUGGUCGUAAUGUAAGUCUAGUAAGUGAUAUCGAAGCAAAACGAAAUGGAAUGGAUAUAACUGGUAAGCAAUAUGUAACAUACGAAGCGCGUCUUUUGAAAUAUAUUUUAUUGAAAAUAAUGAAAAAUUAAUUAAUUUUAUUUGUUAAAUAAA
Messenger RNA from Chrysoperla carnea, 2014 nucleotides. RefSeq names its product tetratricopeptide repeat protein 30A (gene Ttc30). The record is from RefSeq and is a predicted model, not a curated record. Gene Ontology annotation, cellular component: intraciliary transport particle B; axonemal microtubule. The transcript is spliced from 11 exons. Gene Ontology annotation, biological process: intraciliary transport. The coding region runs from base 1 to 1992 and encodes 663 amino acids. Gene Ontology annotation, molecular function: intraciliary transport particle B binding; protein binding. NCBI's taxonomy places the organism in Eukaryota, Metazoa, Arthropoda, Insecta, Neuroptera, Chrysopidae.